AUGGCUACUGCAUUUGCAACAUUACUUUGUUCUUCUUCAUCUUAUAUUUUCAUCCAAAAUAAAUCUAUUUCGUCUUCUCGUACCUUCUCUCAUCCACUUGUUACCAAAGCUACAACACUUACGUCGUCUUUGGAUAUCCAAGUAAAAGUGGAUAACCCCGGUUUCAAAUUUAUGGAUAAGGGUGAAAAAGUCCAGCAAAUUCACAGCAUUGAAGAAUACGACAGCGAACUUCAAUCUUCUUCGCACGGAAAGCUAGUGGUUGCUCACUUUUCAGCGACUCACUACAAGUACAAAAUCCUAAUGCAACAAUUCAUGGAGGAACAAUGUUCGAUAUCGAAAGAUAUCAAGUUUCUGCAUGUGAUGGCUAACGAAUCAGACAAAACCAUGCAACUAUGCAAGAGAGAGCAAAUCGAUAAAAUCCCGUAUUUUAUCUACUAUAAGAAAGCAGAGAAAAUUCACGAAGAAGCUGGAUUUCGUCCAGAGAAGCUUUUGAGCGAAAUACUGUACUAUGUCGAAGACCCCUUUUCGCAAGUGGUGCAGUUGAAACGUGUGGGAGAUUUCGAGAAGCUGAUAAAAGCUCACAAGUUUGAUAACAAGUUGAUUGUGGUGAAUGUGGGAAAGAGGAAUUGUAUUCCCUGUGUCAAAAUUUAUCCAAGUGUGAUUGAACUGGCAGGACAAAUGGCAGGUAGGGUUAUUUUCGGAAGGAUGAAUGUUGACGAUGGAGAUGAAAUGUGCACGAAAAACAUGUUGACGGAAAUUGAUGUUUAUAAAGUGCCUGCGUUUUUGUUUAUGAGAAACGGGGAGUUUUGUGGGAGGUAUAUUGGCUCUUGUCCGAGUACUCUCAUUAGAGAGAUUACGAAGUUGCAAAAUUAUCACGUGCAGAAAGAGCUUCUUCGUGUAAAUGAGCUGAACUGGCGCAACAAAAGCUCGAAUUCAAGGUCAAAAAACAUCAACUCGUGCUCGUGA
Molecule: messenger RNA, 966 nt
Organism: Erythranthe guttata (spotted monkey flower)
Lineage: Eukaryota; Viridiplantae; Streptophyta; Magnoliopsida; Lamiales; Phrymaceae
Source: RefSeq, a predicted model, not a curated record